This is a messenger RNA of Laccaria bicolor S238N-H82, 381 nucleotides long. RefSeq lists its product as uncharacterized. Gene Ontology annotation, biological process: mitochondrial translation. Gene Ontology annotation, molecular function: structural constituent of ribosome. The record is from RefSeq and is a predicted model, not a curated record. The transcript is spliced from 2 exons. The coding region runs from base 1 to 381 and encodes 126 amino acids. Lineage: Eukaryota; Fungi; Basidiomycota; Agaricomycetes; Agaricales; Hydnangiaceae. Gene Ontology annotation, cellular component: ribosome; mitochondrial small ribosomal subunit.
AUGGCGAUCCGACUACGCAUGUCGGUGCACGGAUGUACCAACCACCGUAUAUUUCAUCUCGUCGCCAUAGAUAGACGACAUCGGCGCGACGGAAAACCGACAGAAUUGUUAGGUAUCUACGACCCACACUUGGCAAAGGGAGAGGACACCAAAGUUGUAAAAUGGAGCGUUGACAGAAUACGCUACUGGCUAGACGUCGGAGCUACUCCUAGCAAGUCGGUCGUCAAACUCCUGGAGUUGGGGGGGAUUCUGAAGCCUGGUUCCCCAUACCAUCCCAAAGCAAUAGGGCCCCGUGCUUCAAUCUCAGCGCCCCAAACAGUCACUCAAGCUGUGAAGCAGGCGAAAUCCACCCACUCACAAUCGAAGUCCAUUCCUUCAUAA